Messenger RNA from Daktulosphaira vitifoliae (grape phylloxera), 1433 nucleotides. RefSeq names its product tRNA (adenine(37)-N6)-methyltransferase. The coding region runs from base 182 to 1261 and encodes 359 amino acids. Lineage: Eukaryota; Metazoa; Arthropoda; Insecta; Hemiptera; Phylloxeridae. The transcript is spliced from 5 exons. The record is from RefSeq and is a predicted model, not a curated record.
AAUGAUUAUACAAGUAAUAAUAAUCAAUAAUUCUAAGUAUAAUGUUAAUUGUGUAAUAAUAUUAAAAAAUGUAUAAUAAGAAUGUUUUAUUUAAAAAAUUAUUGUUUCUAAAAUUAAUUUUUAAAACGUCAACUCAAUUAUUAUAAUAUUUUUUUAUUGAUUUGUAAGAAAAAUUAAUGAAAUGGACGUACCUCCAGAUGAACCAGAAGAUGUCAAAGACCUAGUAGAAGGUCUUAAACAAUUGUCUGUUGCUAGAGCACAAAUUUACUCACUCAAGAAACAAAAUGAAGCUUUGAAAAAACUACUUGGGGAAAGAAAUUUGGUAACAAAUGAUCUUAAACAAGUUAGAGAACCUGAAAAAAUUGAAAUUUCCAUAAUAGGACAUAUUCAAACAAAAUUCAAAGAACGGCGAUGUGUCCCACGUCAACCAGGACUUUGCCCAUUAGCUCAAGCUAAACUAACUAUAUCAAACACAAUUUUUACUAAUCCAGAUCAUGCACUUGAAGGGCUUGCUGAUUUUUCACAUUUAUGGGUAUUAUUCCAUUUCCACAAAAAUGAUACUACUCAUAUUCAUGCCAAAGUAUCUCCUCCAAGAUUGAAUGGUUUAAAAACUGGUGUACUUGGAACAAGAUCUCCACAUAGACCUUCCCCUAUAGGUUUAUCACUAGUUCAAAUUGAUAGAGUUGAAGGAAACUCUGUGUAUUUUUCUGGUGUUGACAUGAUUGAUGGAACUCCUGUUGUUGAUAUUAAGCCAUAUAUUCCACAUUACGAUGCUCCAAUGAUGUUAAGAUCUUUCACCCAACCAAUAUCCUUGUUUGAUAAUGGUUCACAUCAAAUACUUUUAGAUCCAUUAACUUCUGAUCGCGAAGCACCAGAUGGAGAAGAAAACAAUGCUUAUGAUAACAUUCCUUUGUCUCCCCUCCAUUCAAGAGUACGAGUUCCUCAAUGGAUUACAGAACCUAUUACACAACAAUUUAGUGUGGAAUUUUCAUCAAGAGCUAAAGAGUUUUUAGAUAGUUUGAAUAUGACUGAUAUAGAACCAACAAUUAUCAAUAUUUUAAAAGAAGAUCCUAGGUCCAUUUAUGUACGAGAACGUUAUAACAAUCAAUUUUAUACAUUUUUAAUUGGUGGUUUUCAUGUUAGUUGUAAGUUUGACGAUAGUAAAAACUUAGUAAGUGUAUAUAGAAUUUCCCCUGAAGAAAAACUUGAUGACAAUAUUAAUCAUGAAGAAGUAAAUUGUUUACCAAUAGAAAAAAAUUAAAAUAGAUAUAUUGUAUAAUGAAAUAUGAGUAAACAUUAAAUAUUUAUGUCAUUUUAAAAACUUUGUAUUUUUAAUUAAACACAAAUUAUUUUUAAUUUUUUUGUAAACACAUUCACAUAUAAUGGUUUGAUAUUUAAAACAUCUAAUAUGAAUAAAAAGAGAAAUUUAUGUU